AAGAAAGCAAAGAUGGCGGUAACUUUAGUGAAGGUUGCUGGUAAGUUUAUUAUUGGCGGCCUUGCAUUGUAUGGAUUGUCAGAAGUGUUAAGUUCACAAGACGACACAAUAAAACAGCUCUCGAUGAUUGACAGUAAAACUCGUCAAAACAUUCCCGUUAAUUUACCUGAGCUUCCAACAACUACAAAAAUUAGGCAGUCUUGGAAUAGUGGAGUGCAGAGUGUUUUUGGGGGACUGGAGCAAGUACCAGUAGCAGCAUGGGAGUUGGGCAAAAAGGGAGCUUCUAAUGCAAAAGAAUUCAUCAAAGAACAAAUGAAAUAAGGGUUAAAUACCUGCCAUUUGUUGUCAUAAGUUAUGACACUCACAUUAACUAAAUGAAAGAGAGUGAUCAACUUAAAAGACCUUGGAGAUGUUGAUUGAGAGUUGCCUAAGUCCAGCUGCUAUCACAAAAUUCUCAACUCUCGUUUAUGUAUUAAACUGAAGUUUGUUAAGUGUGUCCUAUGUAAACUUUUGUAGUUACUGGUGUUAAAGUGUUUUGUUUUGCGAUAAAAAGUGAGGUUUGAUUUUUUCACUAUGAAAAGACUUAAGUGCAGUGUACUCCAUAUUUUUAACUUGAAUGGAGAAUAUGUGACUGCUCUGCUUCUUGUUGGAAGUUUAAGUGCACAAAAAUCAAUUUUUCAUGUC
Messenger RNA from Pocillopora damicornis (cauliflower coral), 684 nucleotides. RefSeq lists its product as uncharacterized. The record is from RefSeq and is a predicted model, not a curated record. NCBI's taxonomy places the organism in Eukaryota, Metazoa, Cnidaria, Anthozoa, Scleractinia, Pocilloporidae.